AUGGCAUCGUCGUGGAGACUCUGCCCGAGGACCUUGUUGCUGUUCACGUCCGCCGUCCACGCCGCGUCCCCAGUCAGAGCGUCAACAUCCUGCCGCGCCGCGAUGCCGUCGUCGUACUAUCGCAAAGAUGGAGUGAAGAUCACGCACGACCCGUACGCGCCGGGGAUGGCCGCAAAAUACGGCGCACCUGGCAAGACCGACGCGGACGGCUUCGACCCGUACGCGGACAGCGUCGGGGCGGGCAUCUACAGCGGCACGGUGCAGCGCGCGGCGGACGGCAGCGUCGUGAUCGGGAGGCAGUACCAAGGCCACAACCCGCGGCCGGGGCCGGUGUACAGCGGCGGAGGUUACACGCCCAUCUCGGAGGCUAUAUCCAGAUUCCACGCCGAGAUGAGGUCGGGCGCGGCGGAGACGGAUACGACGCUCGCGAAGCUCCUCGACGCGCACCCCGACCUCGUCAACGACGUCGCCACCGGAGGGGCGUCGCCUCUGCACACGUGCGGGAUGUCGCGGUCCAAUCAGCACGCCACCGCCUUCCUCAUCGCCCGCGGAGCCGAUUUGGCGGCGAUGGAUACUUACGGCUACACCCCGUUGGACCGGAUGGCGUCCAACAAUCUGGCCGUCGGCGCCGCGGCGUUGCUCGCGUUCGGCGCGGAACCCGACGCGCACGGGCCUCCUUUCGAUGUCGCCAUGGACGCCGAGGCGAAGGAUGUCCUCGCGGUGCUCGAGAAGUACGAGGAGCGCGUGACCGACAAGCCGGUCACCAAAAUCGUCGUGUAUUCCGAAGUCGAGCCAGCCGUGGCCGGGACGUACACGCGCAGACCCGCGUCAGAAAUUCCGGAGGGAUUCAGGGACGUGUGCGUGGAUAACGGGUGGGACGUGGAUGCCACGUGGCGGAAGCUCAACGGCGGCGGCGAGGACGGCGCGUGGUUCAAGAAGGACGCCGACACGAGCUACAUCUACUUCAACAAAUCGGACCAAAAUUG
Molecule: messenger RNA, 986 nt
Organism: Micromonas commoda
Lineage: Eukaryota; Viridiplantae; Chlorophyta; Mamiellophyceae; Mamiellales; Mamiellaceae
Exons: 1
Molecular function (GO): protein binding
Source: RefSeq, a predicted model, not a curated record